Raphanus sativus (radish) is the source of this 1286-nucleotide messenger RNA. Its product is annotated as disease resistance protein RPS4-like. Bases 101 to 1156 code for a protein of 351 amino acids. The record is from RefSeq and is a predicted model, not a curated record. The transcript is spliced from 2 exons. Lineage: Eukaryota; Viridiplantae; Streptophyta; Magnoliopsida; Brassicales; Brassicaceae.
GAGGAGUCUUCCAGAGUGUAUAGAAAAGCUUAAAGCUCUUGAAGAACUGAUUCUCUCUGGCUGUUCAAAUCUCAAUACUUUUCCAAAUAUUCAAGACAACAUGGAAAAUUUCCGGGUUUUACUACUUGACCGGACUUCGAUCUUAGAGGUGCCAAAGAUACUUCCCGGUAUUAACAGCCUAUUGUUUCUGCGGCAUCUAUCUUUUAGCGGAAAUGGUGUGAUCAGCAGCUUAGGAUCUGACAUCAGUCUAAUGUAUCAUCUCAAAUGGCUGGACUUGAAGUCUUGUGAGAAACUCAGGUCUCUUUCGACGCUUCCACCAAAUCUCCAGUGGUUAGAUGCACAUGGAUGUAUCUCCCUGCAAACAGUCUCGAGUCCUCUAGCCUUUAUUAUUAUGCCAACAGAAGAGAUUCACAACACUUUCACCUUCACUAACUGUUGUAAACUCAAUGAGGCUGCAAAGAAUGAAAUUGCAUCCCAUGUUCGGAGAAAAUGCCAGCUAGUCUCAUCAGAUGAUCACCGCAAUGGGAAUUUUAUCUCGACUUGCUAUCCUGGAUACGAAGUACCUGCAUGGAUCAGUCACCAAGCAUAUGGUUCAGUGUUAGAACCAAAGCUGCCUCCACAUUGGUGCGACAACAAGUUUCUAGGAAUAUAUCUAUGUGCCAUUGUCUCGUUUCGUGACUGCGGAGAUCAGAGCAGCCGCAUCCUGGCUAAAUGUACCUGUGAGUUUGAAGACUUAGAUGCACCAUGUAGCCGGUUUAGUGUUCCUGUUGAAAAUGAGCUGCGUACGAUCGAGUCGGACCACGUCUUUAUCAGCUAUAUAAGUUGGUCAAACAUCAAGAAACAUCAAGAAGUAGAGUUCAAGAAAGGAUGUGUUCCUACUAGAGCUGUCCUUAGAUUCAAAGUGACUGAUGGGGCUGGUGAAGAGAUUCCACAAUGUGAAGUUGUGAAGUGUGGGUUCGGUUUGGUGUAUGAACCUGAUGAUGAAGUUAGUAAUGUUGUUACUUUACCGGCGGCAAGGACGGGAAUGAAUGGUGAGUGUAGUCAAAGUGAGGUAACCACUUUACAAUCUGGAGAAGAAGCUCCAACUGUAACUCCAAAAACAGCUGACUCUACAAGUGAGAACAAUAUUUUCUCGAGCGGAUCACCAAAUAAAUAAGACGAUUUUGACAGCAAUGGGUUUCUACGCGCUAUGCAUAGUUUAUAUAUUUUAAUUUUAAUUUUUGUAUAUGUGUUAUGUUUGUUUAUUAUUUAUCGUUUGAUGUUUUCUAUCUAAUAUUUCUCUUUAU